GGAGCUCACGCAACGGCAGAGCAGAGCGAGCGAUAUACACAGUUAAUUACAAAAUGUUUCGUAAGGGCAAACACACGAGCUGUAGUGAAAUUCUCUAGCCCCCCCACUCGCCAGCCCCGCCCAGCCGAACUUAAAAAAUUUGUAUAUCGCUGCAGCUGAUAAGCGCCAAUGGGCCCUGGUAAGAGGCCAAAAACAAUGGCCAAAACGGGCGCGUAAUUAACAACAAUAUGCGCGCAGAGCGACAAGUGAAUGAAAAUAGCAGGAGAAGAAAAUAAACAAAAUACGCGCAGGAAAAAAAGUGUGUAAAAUAGUGUUGAGAAGUGCGCGAGAAUUCCCAUUGACUGCUGAACUUGGCAGCGCAGCAGAGGCGCCGACGGCCGCUUCCCAGGCACUCCAUUUGCAUGUUUGCAACUGGCGUGUGUGUGUGUGUGUGUGUGUGUGCGUGCGGAAAUAGCUUAGCGCAAAAUAACAUUUGUGAUUAAAAGUGAACGUUUGUGUGUCAAGCGGGUUCAAGUGAAGCGAAAGCGCCAAAUACCAAAAGCGAACAGCAAAAGCAACAACAACAACAACAAUAACAAAAUGGCCGCCGACGCAACUGCAGUCGGCGCAGCAGCAGCAGCAACAACAACAACAACAACGGGCGACAGCCCGCAGAGCAGCCCUGGACAGCAGCUGAACAGCAGCGUCGACAGCGGCAUUGUCGUCCCGGAGAUGGAUACGCAAGCUUUGAAGCUGCGCCAGCGUCUGCAGCAAUGCCAGCGCAUUCUGCAGCUGCUGCAACGGGAUCAGCCCACAUAUCAGCAGCUGCGCGACAGAUUAAGCAAAAUAGCUGUUAAGAAGAAGAAGGCGAAUGCCAGCUCGGAGCAGCACAGCUGCAAUGUCUGCUGUGCGGACCUGGAUCUGAGCAGUGCCAAAAACUACGUCACAUGCUGCACGUGCGGCAAGCACGUGUGCCGCGGCAUCAAGUGCGCCGAUUGGCUGCCAAAGGCGGCGCAAUGGGUAUGCGAACUGUGCCACAGCUCGAAGCAAUCGCUGGAGCAGACCUCCUCCUGGGUGGCCGAACAGAUGUCCUUCAAUCAGCAAAAGUUCGUGUAUCCCUUGCGCGCACGCAGCGAAAUUUAUAUUCCCAUCAGUGCAGAAAUGGCCGACAGCUCGAUGCACUUCGAGAGCGUCAGCCAAGUCGGCGCCAACAGCGCGACCCUAAUGAAUAUGGACGAGCGCAGCCGCAUUCGUGAAUAUGUCGAGGAAAUCGUAGCGGAAAUGCUCGGCGGCAAUCUCGAUCACAUCAAAGUCGGACAAUUGUCCAAAAGCGAGAACUAUUUGCCAGCCAUUGUCAAUGGCAACAACAACAACAGCAGCAGCAACAGCAACAACAACAACAUCAACAAUGAACAGUUGGCGGACAUAUCGCAGACGCGUCUGCGCAGUCUCAUUGAGACAAUCAUCGCCGAGACGCUGCGCAGCGGCAGCAACAGCAUCCUCCUCAAUUCGCCCAGCGGCGCCGUCUCCGAGAUUAGCCUGGAUACGCGCUCCAAUGGGCAGCUGUCGGGCUUUAGCAAUGGCGGCAGCAGCAGCAAGCGACGCCAUCGCACCGAGCACUACUUUGAGCCCAAAAUCUAUCAGGAUCUGUUGGCCACAGCGGUGCUCAAUAAGAUUGCGGACAAGGAGGGCAAUAACAGGCUCAUUUCGGAGAGUACGCCGGACUUGAGUGCUCACAACAUUGAUGAGAAUUACAAUGCCGAAGCGUUGAGCACUACCUCCGGAAGUUCAAUAGAGCCGCGCAGCGAUUGCAGCCUGACGGACCAUGAACUGACUGGCAAAGCCGAAGCACAUGCUGGCUCACAGCUGGACGUGGAACGUGAGUCGGUCUUGAGCGACUAUAUAGCCGCUCACAUGGUGCCGCUGCCGGAUUUCUCAGCAUCCGUUACCGAAUCGGAGGAUGAUGUUGUCUCGAUGUCAUCGAGCCUGGUCGGUGAUGGCACCUGGGAGGACAAUUGGCUGUUCAAGAAGAAGCGCAGCACCUUGCAGAGUUCGGCCACACCGAGCAGCAUUGGCAUGCUGGUGCCCGCGCCCAAGGAGAAUAUACGCGCUCAGAUUGGCGAUCGGACUGCCGACGAGGUUAGCGAUCUGUCCGAAAUGGGCUCCGACGCAGAGGAGACAUCCCUGGAUUUGCUGCGCUGCAAUGAGCUCAAUGAUCGGCUCUUAAGCAAACACCUAAUUGGUGGACAGAAUACAAAACUAGUGCUUGACGAGCUGGUGGAUCGCACAAGCUUGACCUCAAAUACUUUGCCAGCGGAGCACGAGCCCGCUUUUACCGAGACCACAAAUCCGCUCGUCCAACAGCCCACGGCGGCCACAGCGCCACAGUCAGAAGAACAGAAAACGUCUAACGUAAUGGCGCCCCCGCCACCCAUGAUUUUUCAAGAUGAUGAAAAUACUGAGGAUCCCGCUCAGACACUGAUCGCAGCAGCCCAAUGUGAUUCAGAUGAACUCUGCGAUCUCGAGGGCUUAACAGGCUUCGGGGACGUUGAAUACCUAGAUGACAGCAAGCUACAUGAAAACAUACCUUCGGUUAUUGAAAUACUAGCAGCCAUUGCUCUGGGACCCAUGCUCGCGGUUCCAGCAUCUGAACAACCUCCUGUCAUGACUGCAACAGAAAUUCAUACACUCAAGGAACUAAGUGAUUUGGCUCUGGCUGAAAUCAACGCUCGCACAAUGGAGCUAGCUCAACACUCUCUGGACAUUAUUGAGGAAGAGUUCACGGAAGCACAAUCCUCAGACCAAGUCGACAAAUCUCAAACUGCUGAAGAAGAACACAAGCACAGGGCACCUGUUAAUGCGAGUGAGAUUCCAUCUUCCGCUACCGAAGAAAUAUCUCAACCUAAGGAGGAAAAUGUUGAAAUUGUAGGACAAACGGAACUCGCUCCUAAUGAACAGCCUAUAUCUGGAGAAACACACACAGCAGCACCAUUAAUUGAUGAUAUUGCUUGUGCUGGGAUUAAUUCAGAAACAAAACUUGUUCCUCAGGAAGAUCUGGCACAAUUAGUUACUCAAGCAGAAGUAAUUGUAGAGCCACAGACUGCUGCACCAGCACCAACUAUAACACAAGCUGUUGAAGAAGUUACCCUAAUUGCCGCAGCCACAGAAGCACCAACGCAACAACUUGAAGAAUCAAGUCCUCUAGCAGAAGCAACUGUAGCUCCCGAAGAAGCUUCAGCGCCUUUAGCUGAGAUAGUUACUCUAGAUGCUCCCGAAGAAGUUCCUACGUUAACAGGAGAAACUGCUGCUCCUGUAGAAAUUCCAGAGCCAGUAAUUGAGCUAUUUACUCCUGCAGAAAAACCUGUUACGUCUGAAGCGCCAGCAGAUGUGACAGCUUCUUCCACAGAAGAAUCUUCUAUUCCCGGGGAAGUUCCUACACCAGCAGCUAAGAAAGUUGAUCCGUCUGAAGUAACUGCUGCUCCCGACGAAGUUCCACUGCCAACAGUUGAGAUAGUUUAUCCAGCAGAAGUAACUGCUCCCGAGGAAUUCUCAGCGUCAGCAGCUGAGAUAGUUAUUCCCGUAGAAGUAACUGCUGCUCCCGAAGAGUUUCCAAUGCCAGCAGCAGAGAUAGUUACUCUAGCAGAAGUAACUGCUUCCGAGGAAUUUCCAGCGGCAGCAGAUGAGAUAGUUAAUCCAGCAGAAGUAACUGCUGCUUCCGAGGAAACUCAAGUGCCAGCAGAUAAGAUAGUUACUCCAGCAGAACUAACUGUUUCCGAGGAAUCUCAAGUGCCAGCAGAUAAGAUAGUUACUCCAGCAGAACUAGCUGUUUCCGAGGAAUCUCCAGCGCCAUCAGCAGAUGCAGUUACUUUAGCAGGAGUAACUGCUGCGCCCGAGGAAGUUCCAGUGCCAGCAGCUGAGAUAGUUACUCUAGCAGAAGUAACUGCUGCGCCCGAAGAAGUUCCAGUGCCAGCUGAAGUACCUGCUUCCGAGGAAUUUCCAGCGGCAGCAGAUGAGAUAGUUAAUCCAGCAGAAGUAACUGCUGCUUCCGAGGAAACUCAAGUGCCAGCAGAUAAGAUAGUUACUCCAGCAGAACUAACUGUUUCCGAGGAAUCUCAAGUGCCAGCAGAUAAGAUAGUUACUCCAGCAGAACUAGCUGUUUCCGAGGAAUCUCCAGCGCCAUCAGCAGAUUCAGUUACUUUAGCAGAAGUAACUGCUGCGCCCGAGGAAGUUCCAGUGCCAGCAGCUGAGAUAGUUACUCCGGCAGAAGUAACUGCUUCCGAGGUAUCUCCAGCGCCAGCAGUUGAGAUAGUUACUGCAGCAGAAGUAACUGCUUCCGAGGAAUCUUCAGCGCCAGCAGUUGAGAUUGUUACUCCAGCAGAAGUAACUGAUGCUCCCGAGGAAGUUCCAGUGCCAGCAGCUAAGAUAGUUACUCCGGCAGAAGUAACUGCUUCCGAGGAAUCUCCAGCGCCAGCAGCAGAUACAGUUACUCUAGCAGAAGCAACUGCUGCUUCCGUGGAUGUUCCAGUGCCAGCAGCUGAGAUAGUUACUCCGGCAGAAGUAACUGCUUCCGAGGUAUCUCCAGCGCCAGCAGUUGAGAUAGUUACUGCAGCAGAAGUAACUGCUUCCGAGGAAUCUUCAGCGCCAGCAGUUGAGAUUGUUACUCCAGCAGAAGUAACUGAUGCUCCCGAGGAAGUUCCAGUGCCAGCAGCUAAGAUAGUUACUCCGGCAGAAGUAACUGCUUCCGAGGAAUCUCCAGCGCCAGCAGCAGAUACAGUUACUCUAGCAGAAGCAACUGCUGCUUCCGUGGAUGUUCCAGUGCCAGCAGCUGAGAUAGUUACUCCGGCAGAAGUAACUGCUUCCGAGGUAUCUCCAGCGCCAGCAGUUGAGAUAGUUACUCCAGCAGAAGUAACUGCUGCUCCCGAGGAAGUUCCAGUGCCAGCAGAUGAGAUAGCUAAUCCAGCAGAAGAACCUGCUGCUUCAGAGGAAGUUUCAGUGCCAGCAGCUGAGAUAGUUACUCCGGCAGAAGUAACUGCUGCUCCCGAGGAAGUUCCACUGCCAACAGUUGAGAUAGUUUCGCCAGCAGAAGGAACUGCUGCUCCCGAGGAAGUUCCAGUGCCAGCAGCUAAGAUAGUUACUGCAGCAGAAGUAACUGCUUCCGAGGAAUCUUCAGCGCCAGCAGUUGAGAUAGUUACUCCAGCAGAAGUAACUGCUGCUCCCGAGGAAGUUCCAGUGCCAGCAGCUAAGAUGGUUACUCCGGCAGAAGUAACUGCUCCCGAGGAAGUACCAGUGCCAACAACUGAGAUAGUUACUCCGGCAGAAGUAACUGCGUCUGAGGAAGUUCCAUCGCCAGCAGUUGAGAUAAUUACUCCGGCAGAAGUAACUGCUGCUCCCGAGGAAGUUCCAGCGCCAGCCGUUGAGAUAAUUACUCCGGCAGAAGUAACUGCUGCGCCCGAAGAAGUUCCAGCGCCAGCAGUUGAGAUAAUUACUCCGGCAGAAGUAACUGCUGCUCCCGACGAAGUUCCACUGCCAACAGUUGAGAUAGUUUCGCCAGCAGAAGGAACUGCUGCUCCCGAGGAAGUUCCAGCGCCAGCAGAUGAGAUAGUUACUCCAGCAGAAGAACCUGCUGCUUCAGAGGAAGUUUUAGUGCCAGCAGCUGAGAUUGUUACUCUGGCAGAAGUAACUGCGUCUGAGGAAGUUCCAGCGCCAGCAGUUGAGAUAAUUACUCCGGCAGAAGUAACUGCUGCUCCCGAGGAAUCUUCAGCGCCAGCAGUUGAGAUAGUUACUCCAGUAGAAGUAACUGCUGCUCCCGAGGAAGUCCCAGUGCCAGCAGUUGAGGUAGUUACUCCAGCAGAAGGAAAUGUUGCUGCCGAGGUCGAUCCUGCACCAGCAGAAGAACCUGCUGCUCAAGCGACAGCAUCUGAGAUAGUUAUUUUAGCAGAAGUUAAUGCUGCUUCCGAGGAAUCUUCAGCGCCACCAGCUGAAAUUGAUACUUCCACCAGAGUAACUAAUGCUCAUGAGGAAGCUCCAGUAACAGGAGAGAAAGUUAUUGCUGCUGCUGGAGCAGUAACUACAGCUUCCGAGGAAGUUCCAAUUUUAGCAGUAGAGGAGGUUGCUCGUUCUGAGGUUACAUCACUUUCACAGGCUGUUCGCGAGGACGGUCGAGUCCCAGCAAAUAACGAGGCUGCUAGGGUUGAACAUUCAUUGGAGCCACAAGUUGAACCCAAGAAGGCUGCUGUCGAGGAAGCUUCAGCAGCAGCCCCUCAAGCCCUUUUAGAGGACGCUUCAGUGUCAAUCAUUAAAAUGGAAGCUUCACUAUCAGCGAAUGAAGAGGUUACUUCUACUGAGCCACAAGUUGCUACCAGUGAACCACACGAUACACCUGAGGAAGUUCCAGAGCCAAAAACAGCACACGAGGAAGUGCCAGCUCAACCAAUUGAGAAUGUUGCUUCUACUGAGAUUACACCAGCACUCCAAGUUGAUUCAGGGACGUCUCCAGCACCAGCAAUUGAGGAGGUUGCUAGUACUGAACCACAACCUGCUUCCGAGGAAGGUCCAGGUGUUGAGGAGAUUUCUAAUGCUGAGAUUGCACCAAAGCGACUAGCUAGUUCCCAGGAAGUUACAGAGCCAGUGGUCAAUGAGGUUGCUUCUACUGAACUAAACGAUACACCUGAGGAAGCUCCAACGCCAGCAACUGAGCAGGUUGCCCUUACUGAGAUGAUUCUCGAUAAGGCUCCAGCACCAGCCAUUGAGGAGGUUGUUAGUACUGACCCACAACCUGCUCCCGAAGAAGAUCCAGCACUAAAAAUUGAGGAGGUUGAAAAUGCUGGAAUAAACCAAGGGGCAAAAGUUGAUCCCAAGGAGGCUACAGCGCCCAAAAUUGGGGAGGUUGUACUGGAGCCACAACCUGCGAAAGAUUCAACACAAGCAAUUAAGGACGUUGGUUGUAUUGAGAUUACAACAGAUCUAAAAGUUGAUCCCGAGAAGGCUCCAACAUCAGCGAUUGAGGUGGUUGCUAGUACCUAUCCUCAGACUACCCUUGAGAAAGUUUCAGCACCAACAUCUGAGGAGGUUGGAAGUGCUGAGAUAACACAAGGUCCCCAAGUUUAUCCCGAGGAGGCUCUAGCAUCAGCAAUUAAAGAGGUUGCUAUUACUGAUCCUCAGACUACCCUCGAGGAAGCUUCAGCACCAACAAUUGAGGAGGUUGUUAGUUCUGAGCCACAAGCUGCUUCCGAGGAAGAUUCAGAAGUUGAAGAGAAUCCAACUGCUGACAUUGCAACAGAGCGACUUGCUACUUCGCAGGAAGUUCCAGCACCAGUAGUCAAGGAGGUUGUUUUUACUGAACCACACGAUAAACCUAAGGAAGCUCCAGCAUCAACAAUUGAGGAUAUUGCUAGUACUGAGCCACAACUUACUCCCGGCGAAGAUCCAGCACCAACAAUUGAGGAGGUUGGAAGUGCUGAGAUAACACAAGAGCCACAAGUUGAUUCCGAGGAGGCUCCAGCGCCAGCAAUUGAGGAGAUUGCUUGUAUUGAGAUUAUUCCAGAACUAAAAGUGGAUUCUGAGGAGACUGCAGCACCAGAAAUUGGGGAUGUUGCUAGUAAUGAGCCACAAGCUGCAGCAGCAGUUGCGGACGUUCCUUGUGCUGAGAUUGUACCAAAGCGACUGGCUACGCCCCAGGAAGUUCCAGCGCCAGAAGUCAAGGAGGUUGCUUCAACACCAGCAAUUGAGGAGGUUCCUAGGACUGAAAUAAUUCUCGACGAGGCUCCAGCCCCAGUAGCUGAGGAGGUUGCUAGUGCGGAGCUUCAGACUGCCCUCAAAGAAGUUUCAACCCUAACAGUUGAGGAGGUUCUUAGUGCUGAGAUUGCACCAGAGCGCCAGGCUACUCCCCAGGAGGCUCCAGCGCCAAAAGGUUACGAGGUUGAUUGUACUCAGCCACAGAUUACUUGCGAUCAAGCUCCAGCAAUAGCAAUUGAGGAGGUUGCUAGAGCUGAAGCUACAUCCGAAUCACACCAGGAGGCUACUCCGCCAAUAGUUGAGGAGGUUUCUAGUGGUGAGCCCCAGGCUGCUCUCGAGGAUGCUGCAAUAUCAGCAAGUGAGGAGGUUGCUAGUACUGAGACUAUUCAAGAGCCUCAAGUUGUUCCCGGGGAAGCUCAAGAACCAGAAAUCAAGGAAGUUUCUUUAGUAGGAAAUAAAUCUGAGUUACCGGAUGCUCCCGAGGAAGAUAUGGUGGGAAUUGAGAAGGUUGCCAGUGCUGAAAUUAUACUAGAGCCGAAGGAGGAGGCUCCAGUACUUGGAGAAGUUCCUCCAGCAGGAGCUAGUACAAAACCGCAGGCUGAUCCUAAGGAAGGCGGUUUCGAGGAGAUUUCCGCUGUGCCACAAGUCGCCAGCGAAGAAGCAGUUGCAACAAUUGCAACAGAUAAAUUAAUAUUAGAGGCCGGUGAUGAAACUCAAGCUGAUCUGUUGACAAGUGAAUCUGUUAAGAGCGAUAAUUGCGCUCUAGGCUCCAUUGCGGAACGUGAGGUCAGGAAGUGGUCGAAUGCCGUCGAAAUGCCCAACAAUCCGUAUGCGCCGGAGGCGCUGAAGCAGCGCAUCAGCGGCACACAGGAACGCUUCAUGGAUGUGCCGAACAUAAGUGCAUGUGCCGAGCAAAAGGCGCUGGCUCUGAUGAGGGGCUCGGAUGAGGAGCCCGCCAGCCGCGUCGAGGACUACAAGCGCUACAGUCGCGACUAUUACAUCAACAAUGCGCCUCAGGUGACCACGCCUACUAGCGCAAGGGCGGCUUCAGUGGCGUGCAGCAGCACGGAGGAGCCAGCGUCGGCACAGACGGAUGAGGACAUUGUCAUCAAUGAGGCGAAAAUAGCAUGCAAAACUGCAGUCGAGCAAACUCAGGAACAGCUCGUCGAGAUGCCGGAUGACAAGUGUAUUUACACAGCUUUGCCAGCUCAGGUGCUGGAAGAUGGAUGCAACGCCAGUCUGGAGACCCAAUCGAAUCAAUCCCUGCAAACGACCAGCGAUGACUCGGACACAGUGCGCGUUUAUGAUUUCAAUAAGCAGGAGACGACCGUCAUCAAGGCGCAGGAGCAGCCGCCCAGCACGUCUAGCACGUCAUCUAUGGAGUCUGCACUGAGUGCACCCUCCUCCUCCUCCUCCAUAGAUGCGUCGCGCAAACGUGAACGGCCCGUUGUGCUGCAAUUUGGGCCCGCCGACGCGACGCCCAAUGUCUGCGCCUCGCCCUCAAUGACACCAACGCGCGGCUCCACGCCGCCAGCUUUUAGAUUUCUACAGCCCAAGCGUCGUCUGAUCGAACCAAGUCAAGUAUUGUCCAUAGACGACGAUGAUGAAAUGCCUGAGCCAGCAGCCACGCCCACAGAGAAGCCAGCCGUUGAGGAUGACGUGGUGCACGCCCUGCCCUCGGUGAAGGCGCUGGCUCAAGCCUUUUUGCUGACCAGCAAACGCACCCAGCCCGAGCGACGCUGGCGAGCCAAGACUCUGCAACAUGCCAAGUUGAGGGCACAAGCCGAUGCGCCAGAGCAGCCCACCUCGCCACAACCGCGUAAGCAUAUGCUGCAGCACGCCGUCUCCAUAGCCGAGGUGGCCGAUGAAUCCACAAUUGCCUCCGAUCUAUCAUCGCUGGAAACAGAUCCCUCUAUGCAAUCCGAAGAAAAUGCAAUCAAUAUACCCAUCGCCUCGCCGGCGAGCCCUGUGCCCGUGCGCAGAGGCUUCCUUAGGAGCAAUAUUGCUUACUUUGAGAACUUAAAGUUUAAGUGAAUAUGAAUGCAACUAAGUUACAUUUGGCUGUGCGGCCAUUGGCUGAUAUUCCACAAUGAGGAAUAUGCACAAUAAUGGUGCGCAGCAGCAUCCUGGAUACCAAAUCAAGACCAAAUAAUCAUGUGCCAUGGCCUCCAUUUAAACGACAGACAUAGUACCCAUUCAGUGAAAAGUAUUCUUCAAAGUACUUAACCUACAAGUUACGCCCAGUGUGCGCGAAUAAUUGUUUUUAGUUUGUAUUUAUUAUAAUUAAAUAACUAUAUCCAUGGAUACUAUUUAUUUAAACUAUUAACUAUUUUAUUUAGCGCUAAGAUAUGUAUUUAGCUUUAAACCCCGCAAAAAACUUUUGAACUAUCAUAAUGACCCGAACAUCGAUCGAUAUAUAUAUAUAUAUAUAUAUAUAUAUAUAUGUAUCGGUAAAUAUAUUCUUUCAGU
Messenger RNA from Drosophila novamexicana, 10182 nucleotides. It is a transcript of the gene M7BP, whose product is annotated as titin. The transcript has 16 exons. The record is from RefSeq and is a predicted model, not a curated record. The coding region runs from base 580 to 9747 and encodes 3055 amino acids. Lineage: Eukaryota; Metazoa; Arthropoda; Insecta; Diptera; Drosophilidae.